Molecule: messenger RNA, 1513 nt
Organism: Gracilinanus agilis (Agile Gracile Mouse Opossum)
Lineage: Eukaryota; Metazoa; Chordata; Mammalia; Didelphimorphia; Didelphidae
Gene: DND1
Product: DND microRNA-mediated repression inhibitor 1
Exons: 4
Coding region: 85-1140 (351 amino acids)
Biological process (GO): mRNA stabilization; negative regulation of miRNA-mediated gene silencing
Cellular component (GO): cytoplasm; nucleus
Molecular function (GO): mRNA binding
Source: RefSeq, a predicted model, not a curated record
AUGAGAGUCUGGGGGGCUGGGGAAGGUUCCAGAGGCUGAGACCGAAGCUAUAAAGGUGUGUGGAGGGGUGUGUCGCCUCCAAACAUGCAGUCCAAGCGGGAAUGCGAGUUAUGGUGUGAGCGGGUGAACCCAGUGAACAAGGCUGCGCUGGAGGCUUGGGUGAGGGAAACGGGCAUCCGGCUGGUGCAAGUAAACGGGCAGAGGAAAUACGGCGGUCCGCCCCCAGGCUGGGUGGGCAGCCCUCCACCAGCAGGUUCAGAGGUGUUCAUCGGUCGCCUGCCCCAGGAUGUAUAUGAGCACCAGCUGAUUCCACUGUUUCAGCGAGUGGGGCGCCUCUACGAGUUUCGCCUCAUGAUGACUUUUAGUGGCCUGAACCGAGGCUUUGCCUACGCCCGCUACAGCUCCCGGCGCGGAGCCCAGGCGGCCAUCGCCACGCUUCACAAUCACCCUCUUCGACCUGCCUGCCCACUGCUGGUCUGCCGGAGCACCGAGAAAUGCGAGCUGACCCUGGACGGUCUGCCCCCAGCCCUGAGCCACCAGGCCCUGCUUCAGGCCUUGCAGCCUUUGGGCUCCGGUCUGCAGGAAGCCCUGCUGCUUCCCAGCCUUAUGCACCCCCACACACAGAUUGCGCUGCUCAAGUUUAGCUCCCACCGGGCUGCAGCUAUGGCCAAGAAAGCUCUGGUAGAAGGGCGCUCAAAGCUCUGUGGAGACCAGGUGACAGUAGAAUGGUUGAAGCCUGACCUGAAGCAACGACUCAGACAGCAAACUGAAGGUCCUUUAUUUCGGGGCUUGGGGCCUGAGACAAGCCACAGGAUCCUACCUGAGAAAUUAGGGACCCCACUGCCAACUAGCUGUGCCCAGACCACCCUUGAGACACUGUGCCAUCAGAAGCACUUGGGCAUGCCUGUAUUUCUCACCAAGUGCUUGGGAGUGGGGCCUGCAGGCUGGCACCGAUUUUGGUACCAGGUGGUAAUUCCUGGUCACCCAGUGCCUUUCAGUGGCCUUAUCUGGGUAGUUGUGACAAAGGAAGGGCCAAGUGGACAUGAAGUGGCCAAGAAUGCUGUGUCCCUGCGCCUCUUAGAAGCAUUAGGUGAACCAAGGGGAAAUGAGAGCCCAGGGUGGGGGUGGUUUUCCUGCUAAAAAAAGCCAUUGUUUACUUUCUGUUGUAUGUUUAUACCCUGUGGGGAGAUAGGGUAAAGAGCCCCUUAGUCUUUCAAGAAGGGCAGGGCCCUGAAGCUGGACAAGUGGGAACACUCUAGCCCUAACUGAUCUAGAGGAACAACUUCCUCUUGUUUUCCUAUUGCCUUCCCUCUCUGCCAGUUACAUCUCCACCCACCUAAUCCUUAUCUGGUUUUGUCCCUCAAGCCGUUUUCUAAAUGGCUAGUUAGACCUAAAGGUGAUUCUUUGGUUCCUCUGCUCAUUGUUGGUCCUUUCCCCCUUGGUAUUCUAUGCUCCUGUGUGCUGAGUUUCAAGUCUGUUUUUCUUCUAUUUAAUUAAAAACCUGAGGUUGGUA